GUCCAAAGUGGUCAAUUAGAGCAGACCUCCCCUCCAUACGUACAGUACUGUAACCAAGAGCUACGUGACGUGAACUUAAUGAGCGGCGGGGGAUCGGGCGACUGGCACUCGGCGGCCGACCGCCUGGCGCUCUUCAUGCAGCGCUACGCCGUGCCGGACGAGAAGGUGGCAAGGCAGCUGGGCUGGCCCGAGGAGCAGCUGCGCGCGUAUCUGUCGCCCGAGGCGCGGCGCCUCAAGGCGGCGUCCGACAUUGCGGACACGGCGGUGGACAAGCUGCUGAUGCGGUAUCGCGUGGCGCUGGCGCAUCAGUCGCUCAAGAGCGCCACGACCAAGCCCCUCAAGCCUCUGGACGGCGGUGCCAGGCGGUCGACGGUGCCCACGCAGUUUGGACGCAACGUCAGCGACAGGAGGAGCAUCAUCCAUGCAGACGCGACGCCUGCGCAAUUGAAGGCAGCGGCGGAGGCGGAGCAGACGAAUACGGGCAAUAGGAAGCGGAAGCGGAGGGCCAUCGUGCAGCCUUUGGACGCUUCACGCUCGAAGAUGAAGGUCGCUGCGCUGAAAGAGGAAGCGAACAAGGAGAAGGGGGUUACAGACUCAACGACAGAUCAGCUUGAUGUGCGGAAGCCUCAGCGAUUGACCAAGUCCGAGCUUAUCUGCCCUAUUCGUCUCGAUGUCGACUUGGAUGGCGUUCGGUUCCAGGACACGUUCAUUGUCAAUGCUGCCCUGACGACAUGUUCACCGGAAGUUAUUGCUACGCAAAUUGCCCAUGAUGAAAAAAUGAGCGAUAAGCUGAAAGAUGCUAUUGCAGAGUCAAUCCGGAGACAAAUUCUGACGUUUACGUCUUGCUUGAGCACCGAGCAGAAGGGUGGGCGGAUAUACCCUAUCUACUUGGAUCUCAUUAUUGACGGCUUCUCGCUCCGCGAUCAGUUCGAAUGGGAUAUCUCAAAUGACUGCAUCGCGACGCAGACAUUUGCAUGUACGCUUUGCGCAGACAUGAACUUGCCCAAGAAGUUCGAGCCAGCUAUCGUAUUUUCGAUCUACGAGCAGGUGGCAGCCUAUCGUAUCGCACUGAGCGGGAGCAAAUGGAUAGGGGCGAAUCCCUUUCAAGUGAAGGGUACCGGUGUCACGCUGCCAACUUCCAGCGCCGGUUACAUUGAAGUUAUGCCGCCACUUGAUGACGUCGUUCGUAGCACGGCCGAUGCAAAAUUAUGGCAGCCAGUUUUAAGUGAGCUGUCCAGAGAAGAGAGGACAUAUUUAUCUGCGAGACAAACUGCUGCUCGAGCGUGCGAAGACCGUCUACCUCGUCCGAUCAACCCUUUCAUUGUGUACUGCCAAAUGCAGAAGGAGGCAUUAGGCAAGACGCGCCGAUCUGCGUCCGAGACGAGGAAAAUCAUGGGCGAUAUGUGGCGCAAAUGCACGGAUGAGGAAAAAGAGUAUUACUCGCAGCUGACGGAGGUAGAGAACGAAAAGAGACGUCGCGACCACAUUCUGGACAUGCGCGACCGCGCCAUUGCGGAUUGGGAAGAGGAUGAAGCUCGCCGGAAGGGAUUGCUGGCCUCGACGACCCUAGAGGCAUCUGCCGAGUACUUCCGAGGUCUCUUGCUUGAAAACUACAUGAGCGAGCGGCACGAAGUAGACUUGAACAAAGUGGAAUCGGCAGCGGAGACUGGCGAGGAGGACGAGACGGACGAGAACGAAGAGACCUAGACUGUAGUUAAACCAACUGCUGUGUGCAUGGAAGUCUUCAUCCAAUCUGGAAUGCGCAGAGCGAGCACGACAUAACAAAACGAAGCCCCCGCAGACACUC
Molecule: messenger RNA, 1807 nt
Organism: Phytophthora sojae
Lineage: Eukaryota; Oomycota; Peronosporomycetes; Peronosporales; Peronosporaceae
Exons: 11
Coding region: 79-1707 (542 amino acids)
Biological process (GO): regulation of transcription by RNA polymerase II; chromatin remodeling
Cellular component (GO): nucleus; nuclear chromosome
Molecular function (GO): transcription coregulator activity
Source: RefSeq, a predicted model, not a curated record